Molecule: messenger RNA, 1570 nt
Organism: Olea europaea var. sylvestris
Lineage: Eukaryota; Viridiplantae; Streptophyta; Magnoliopsida; Lamiales; Oleaceae
Product: glucan endo-1,3-beta-glucosidase 11-like
Exons: 3
Coding region: 171-1367 (398 amino acids)
Biological process (GO): carbohydrate metabolic process
Cellular component (GO): plasma membrane
Molecular function (GO): hydrolase activity, hydrolyzing O-glycosyl compounds
Source: RefSeq, a predicted model, not a curated record
ACAAUGGAAGGAAUUCACAUCUAUAUAUCUCUACCUUGAUAUCUAUUACAUUUCCCCUUCUCCCCUUUGUUAGUUAGGAACUUCGGAACCAAAAGGACUUGCUCUUGCUCUCGAAGUUCUCUUCCCCUUUCUCUCUAGAAACAAAAAACUAUUCUUUCUCAGUGCCAGCCAUGGGAACGCUUCUAAGCAAAAUUGGCAUAUCAAAUGUUAUUCUUGGAUUCUUUCUCUUUUUAUCAGGUCUUGGUUUUCCUGAAGAAGUGGAAUCACUCGGCAUUAAUUAUGGUCAAGUUGGCAAUAAUUUACCACCUCCUCAUGAAGUACUUAAUCUCUUACAAUCGUUCAAGCUAACAAAAGCCCGAAUUUACGACACAAAUCCUCAAGUUUUGACAGCAUUUGCCAAUUCCAAUAUUGAACUAAUUGUGACAGUAGAUAACCAGAUGCUCUCUACAUUGAUGGAUCCACAACAAGCCCUUCAGUGGGUAGGCACCCAUAUUAGACCCUAUUUUCCAGCCACGAAAAUUACCGGAAUCGCAGUUGGGAACGAGAUUUUAACCGGGGACGACGCAACACUUAUGACUUAUCUUGUACCAGCCAUGGUGAGCAUUAAUGCAGCCCUAGUAAAAUUAGGGUUAGAUCAAUAUAUUCAUGUUUCGACUCCCAAUUCUUUAGCAGUGCUUGAAGUAUCAUAUCCACCUUCAGAAGGAAGUUUUCGAAGCGAGAUCAGUGAAAUAAUGCCUCAGUUUCUGCAGUUUUUGGCAACUACAAAGGCACCUUUUUGGAUCAAUGCAUAUCCUUAUUUUGCUUAUAAAGAUGAUCCCAAUAGUGUUUCUUUAGAUUAUGUUCUUUUCAACCCUAAUUCAGGAAUGAUUGAUCCUAGCACGAAGUUACAUUAUGACAACAUGUUAUAUGCACAAGUAGAUGCUGUAAUAUUUGCCAUGGCUAAAAUGGGUUACGAAGGGAUCGAAGUGAUGGUAUCAGAAACGGGUUGGCCGUCAAAAGGUGAUCCGGAUGAAACCGGUGCAACUGCUGAGAAUGCAGCAAUAUAUAAUCGGAAUUUGUUGAGAAGGCAACUGGAAAAUGAAGGGACUCCAUUAAGGCCAAACAAGAGACUAGAAAUUUAUGUGUUUGCUUUGUUUAAUGAGGAUAUGAAGCCCGGUCCGACUUCGGAGAGGAAUUAUGGUCUACUCCAACCAGAUGGAACUAUGGCGUACAAUGUCGGCCUCUCUCCAUUGUCUUCUUCAUCAGGCUCAGCUUCUAUUUCGCUAACUUCGAAUGCCACCCAGGUACAAAGAGGUCACCAAAGUUUGCUGUUUCCAGCAUUUCUAUAUCUACUACUCUUCCAAGUUUUUAUGAGAAGACAGAGAUAGGCAAUAUUUUGGCACUUCAUAAAUGUCAUAUUGUUAGUGAUGUAACGCCGGCCAUUUUAUUAUACUCCCGGUAGAUGUUGAUACAUCGUAUUAGAUAGGAAUUUCCUUUUUUUUUAGUAUCGUCCAUUUGUAUUUGAUCUUCAUUUGUAUAAAAGAUAUAUUUUAUUCGAAAAUUAGUGUCCAUCUUUCCUUUUCCCUUUUGA